This is a messenger RNA of Balearica regulorum gibbericeps (East African grey crowned-crane), 878 nucleotides long. The record is from RefSeq and is a predicted model, not a curated record. Lineage: Eukaryota; Metazoa; Chordata; Aves; Gruiformes; Gruidae.
AUCAUUAAGAAGCUCAUAGAAAGGAAACAAGCUCAGAUACGGAAAGUUUAUCCUGGCCUUUCUUGCUUCAAAGAUGGAGUACGGCAGAUUCCUAUAGAAAGCAUUCCUGGAAUUAGAGAGACUGGCUGGAAACCAAGCGGAAAAGAAAGAGGUAAGGAGCCCAAGGAUCCAGAUCAACUUUACAGCACAUUAAAAACCAUCCUGCAGCAGGUGAAGAGCCAUCAAAGCGCUUGGCCCUUCAUGGAACCUGUGAAGAGAACAGAAGCUCCUGGAUAUUAUGAAGUUAUAAGGUUUCCCAUGGAUCUCAAAACAAUGAGUGAGCGACUCAAGAAUAGGUACUACGUGUCUAAGAAAUUAUUCAUGGCAGACUUGCAGCGAGUCUUUACAAAUUGCAGAGAGUACAACCCCCCCGAGAGUGAAUACUACAAAUGUGCCAAUAUACUGGAGAAAUUCUUCUACACAAAAAUUAAAGAAGCUGGAUUAAUUGACAAGUGACACUGUCUCUUUUACAGCCAAUCAGUGUGCCUACUUUGUGGGCAGGGAAAGCUGUUGUAUAUCUGAGUUGUGGGACUUUAAGGUUUCAAGAAACUUCUGUUUAAUACUUAGCACUUUUAAAAAAACCCUUUUAGUUUUGCAAACAUGUAUUAUACGGAACUUACAAAAAUUAUUUUAUUAAAAUGCUUUAUAAUGUAUUUAAUUAUGGAAAAUUUCUUUUGUGUGCCCAUUACAGUAUGUUCAUAGUAUAUCAGCUACAGCCUCAGAAACCCCACAAAACAUGUGGGAGAUUGCACAUGUUUGGGAAUAUGAAGAAAAUUCUCAGACAACAGAUGUUAUAGCUUACCUAAUGUAGUACCUAUUUGAUAAAGUUUUAUUAUUUU